This is a messenger RNA of Leptopilina heterotoma, 2775 nucleotides long. RefSeq names its product organic cation transporter protein-like (gene Orct). Lineage: Eukaryota; Metazoa; Arthropoda; Insecta; Hymenoptera; Figitidae. The transcript has 10 exons. The coding region runs from base 343 to 2052 and encodes 569 amino acids. The record is from RefSeq and is a predicted model, not a curated record. Gene Ontology annotation, biological process: transmembrane transport. Gene Ontology annotation, molecular function: transmembrane transporter activity. Gene Ontology annotation, cellular component: membrane.
AUAAAAAAAUAUCAGGAAAAAUUUUACCUUUAUUACGCUGUCAUUAUUACUAUUGAGGUGUAAAAGAAAAAUAGAUAACAAUUGAAAUAUUUGUUGUUGAAGUGAAUUUUUAAUAUACGUGACAAAAUGUGCAACAAUGAUUUAUGGGCGAAUUUUAUAUUAAAAGAAUGUUUUUAUUUUGAAAUAUGAUUAAGACACGAGUUUUUAAAUAUACAUUUUGCGCAGGGAAAUCUUGUGGAUUAAGUUAAAAAUGAAUCGACUCUCCAAAGAAAGAUCAUAAGUACUGUCGAUAGAGACAUUAAAAUUUACAAAUUACUAAUUUUUUUAUUAUAAAUAAACAAAAUGGCAUACGACGAUGUUAUACUUCGAAUGGGCGAAUUUGGCCGCUAUCAACGUAGAAUUUAUUUGUUACUAUGUCUUCCUGCAAUUAUUUGUGCUUUCCACAAAAUGGGAGGAGUUUUUCUUGGCAGUAAACCCGACACAAGGUGUCUUCUUCCAGUAGAAAGUCAGUCAAAUGCAACAUUCAUAUUGCCAGAAAAUUAUGUGAAUGUGAGUUAUCCAAUGGAGGAAACAAUAAUUGGCGUUAAGAAAAUAAAACCGUCACAAUGCAAAAUGUAUGAUAUUAAUAUUCCACCGUCUGUGACGACAUUGGACCAAUAUGCUUUAUUUGCUGCAAAUAAUCCCCGAAAUGUUGUCAUACCAUGUGACACUUUCGUUUAUGACAAGAGUAGAUUUACUCGAACAGUAGUGACUCAGUGGAAUUUAGUUUGUGAUGAAUCCUGGUUAGUAUCAUUUGGAGAUUCUUUAUUUAUGGUAGGUGUUAUGCUUGGUUCGAUAAUAUUUGGUUACUUGUCGGACAAAUAUGGACGUAGACCAAUAUUCUUUAUGUCAUUGGUCAUUCAACUUGUGAGUGGUACUGUCGUUGGUCUUGCACCAAAUUUUAUCACCUACGUCAUCUUCAGGGCAAUUAUUGGCUCAACGACAAGUGGCGUCUUCCUGGUCGCCUAUGUCAUUGCACUCGAGAUGGUUGGUCCAAAGAAAAGAUUAAUAGCCGGUGUUGGUUGUCAAUUAUUCUUCACUUUUGGUUUUAUAUUGACUGCCGGCUUUGCUUAUUUCAUUAGAGACUGGCAAAUGCUACAGAUUGCUCUCACUCUUCCGAAUAUAUUAUUUUUAGCAUACUGGUGGUUCAUUCCAGAAUCGGCUCGCUGGUUAUUGACAAAAGGACAGACAAAAGCCGCCAAAGAAUUAUUGCAGAAGGCAUCGAAGGAAAAUGGAAUUGAGAUUAUGGACGAAACAUUGGAAGUACUUUUACAUGAUGGCAAUGAGGGUUCAACUCCAGAUGUCAAUGAACCUUCUUUAAUUGAUUUGUUUCGAUAUCCGAAUCUCAGGCGAAAGAGUUUCCUUUUAUUUUUCAAUUGGUUUAUAAACAGCGGAGCGUACUAUGGCCUUUCAUGGGCUUCGUCAAAACUUAGUGACAAUGAAUUUGUCACUUUUGCUCUAUCCGGAGCUGUGGAAGUACCUGCUUAUUUAUUUCUUAUAUUUACAUUAAAUAAAUGGGGUAGAAAAGUCAUUUUGUGCGGAUGUAUGAUUGCCUCAGGAGUAUUUCUAGUUGCCACUCCUCUAGUUCCUGCAGGAUUGGACUGGCUGACUAUCACGUUCGUCAUGAUCGCCAAGUUUGCGAUCACAGCCUCUUAUGGUGCUAUUUAUGUGUUCACUGCCGAACAAUUCCCAACAGUUGUACGGAAUGUUGGCCUCGGAGCAAGUUCUACAUUCGCGAGAGUCGGAGGUAUUAUUGCACCCUUCAUUAAUCAUCUUGAUGAAAUUUGGUUCCCCCUACCGAAUCUUAUUUACGGCGGAGCCGUUUUAUUCGCCGGACUAUUGUCACUUUUGUUGCCAGAAACACUUAACAAAAAAUUACCCGAAUCCAUUCAAGACGGAGAACAAUUCGGAAUGAAAAAGAAGAAGCAAAAGAAGAUAAAAAAGGUUCUUGAUUUAAACGACAUAUCACUAAAAUCGGAAAAAACGAAAGAAAAUGGUAUUUACGAGAAAUAAUUUCUUUUCUGAUAAAUAGUUAAUAUUUUUAUCAACGAUGAAAAAUUCGGCUAUGCUCAAAGUAUUUUACUGCAUUCCUGUCACUGACAAAAUUUGCUUUAUAGAGAGGAAAAAAAAAAAAUGUACAAAUUCUGUGAAUAGGAAAAUGUGCCAAGCCAUAAUGUGCCAAGUCAUAAUAAUUAAUAAUAGAACGUCAUUACACAAUCGAUUUUUUUAACAUUUAAAAUUUUAUUUUUUAAACUAAAAAAUUUACUUUGCGCAAAAAAAAGAAAAUCACAACUCCGACAUAUCGUUUAGAAAUAAUUCCUAUUGGACGAAAAUCGAAUAAUUAUUUUUUCGUUCUUUGGAUUGAAUUUUGAUUAAUUUUUCUAUUUAAUAAUUUUUUUUUGAGAAAUGAUCCUUUUUUUAAAGGAUUUUUUAAAAGAAUUUUUAAACGAUUUUUUAAAGGAUUUUUAAAGGAUCAUUUUCUUUUAAAAGGAAAUUAAAAUUUUUCUUUUGUCCAAUGGGAAUAUUCGUACACCAGAUACCGGAAAGUAUUUUUACAAAUGUAUUCGCAAAGAAGGAAGAAAAAAAAGUGUACGUGUGUUUAUACUCUCGAGAGAUAAGAUAUCGAAAAGUAAUUAGAAAUUAUUUUUUUUUCUAAUAAAAACAGAACAUCUCGCUCUCUAGUUACUAAUAUUUAUUGUGAUUUUUUUUCUUCAAGAGACGCGAGAAUUAAUUUUC